Kluyveromyces lactis is the source of this 2328-nucleotide messenger RNA. RefSeq names its product putative zinc metalloprotease (gene VPS70). Gene Ontology annotation, molecular function: carboxypeptidase activity. The transcript has a single exon. The record is from RefSeq and is a predicted model, not a curated record. Lineage: Eukaryota; Fungi; Ascomycota; Saccharomycetes; Saccharomycetales; Saccharomycetaceae. The coding region runs from base 1 to 2328 and encodes 775 amino acids.
AUGAGCAUACCAUAUGAUGAGGAAACUCAGCCGUUAGUCCCUAGAGGGGUGACAAGGCGAAGGGAUAAUUCGGUGGCUAGUUUUUUGGCACGGGGACGAAGUAAUACUAUAAACAGUUUAAAAAGUGGCUUCGAAACAGUGAAGAAACAUAAAAAUGAGUUCUGGUUACUAAUAAUUGGAAGUUUGGUGUUAUAUCUUGGGUUCACUUUGGCAUUUUUACCGAGAACGUCACUUUCAAGGGACUUCAGACGAUUACACUUCAGCAAGUUAACAAAAUCUGAGGCAUUCAGAAUUUAUGUCGAGACUCUCAUGAAGGAAAACAAAUGUCAGGACCAUUUGAGCAACUAUACUUCCCACAUUCAUUGGGCUGGUGAUGCUCAUGCGUUGGAGUAUACUAUCAAUGAAUUAAGCAUGCUUGGUUUUACACCUAAGCUUGAAGAGUAUCACACUUGGUUGAAUGAACCAGUGAAAACGGAAGUGACACUCUGGGAUCAGAAUCAUCUUUUAUACAACGCAAGUAUGACGGAAGAUUAUAUUUCUGAAGGCGAAGAUAAUGAUUCGUUCAAAAAGGUUUUUGGGUUUCAUGGCUUUUCUGCAAAUGGUACAGUAAGAUCGGAAUAUGUUUACUGCAACUAUGGGACUAUCGAGGACUAUGAACACCUUCUUUCCCAUAACGUCAAACUUGAGGGUAAAAUACACGUUAUUAGGUAUGGGGCUAUAAUGAAAGGAAUUGUCGUUAAAAAUGCGGAAACAUUUGGCGCCCUGGGUGCUAUUUUGUACACUGACAGUUUUGAUGAUGGUUUGAUUACUGAAAACAACGGCUAUAAACCUUAUCCGGAAGGACCUGCAAGGCACGAGAGUUCAAUAGAAAGGGGAUCAGUGUUACUAGUUGACAGUGUAGCUGGAGAUCCGACUACUCCGGAAUAUUCAUCGAAACACAAAGAUGUCAAAAGACUCAAUUCGAGUAGUAACCUUCCGACAAUCCCGUCAGUGCCUAUGAGCGAGAGAGAGAUUGCCCCACUAUUGAAGCUUUUGAAUGGAAAUGGGAUUCAAUGGGAAACCAAAGGAAAUGUAAAGGGUUUCCAAUACUUCAGUGGACCAUCUGAUGCAGGUGUUUCAUGUCGAAUUGUCAACGAACAAAAAUACCUUACAAAAGAAAUAACUAACGUAGUCAUUGAGAUUCCUGGAAUUUUAAAAGAACAAGAAGUUAUAAUCGGUAAUCAUCGAGAUUCUUGGACUUCUGGAGGUGCAGGAGGACCAAAUAGUGGGAGUUCGAUACUUCUCGAGAUUGCAAGGGGGUUUUCAGCAUUACAUCAAAAAGGAUGGAAACCAUUACGUACUAUAAAGUUAAUCAGUUGGGAUGGAGGAGAACAAGGCAUGCUUGGGUCGACAGAAUAUGGUGAAUAUCACAGGGAAUCAUUAUCAAAGGGCACAGUAGCCUAUUUCAACCUCGAUUUAGGAGUAAUUGGUUCAAAAUUAAAUAUAAAAGCGAAUCCACUACUGAACGAGUUAAUUGUACGGUCAUCGAAACGGACUUUAUUCAAGGAAGAUCCCGAAGUAACUCUUUAUGAUUACUGGAAAGAAUCUAGCAACGCUACAAUAGAUAUUUUGGGGGCAGGCACAGAUUUUGCUGUGUUUCAAAACAAUCUAGGGAUACCGAGUAUUGACUUCAGCUUUGAUAGAGAUCCGAAGAAGGAUGCUGUUCACCAAUUUCACUCCAGUUACGAUUCUUUCGAAUGGAUGAAAACGUUCGUAGAUCCAGACUUCUCUCUCCACAGCACAAUGGCAAUGUUUGUUGGUGUAUCUACACUCUCCCUAACCGAAAAUGAGUUGUUAGGCUUCAAGACUCAUGAGUACAUGAUUGAAAUAAGCAAAUACUAUAAAACAUUAUACUCUAAUAUCUCAGAAGUGUUCCCCAAUGACGAAAUGAUCAUGACACUUAAGGAUAACCUAGUUGAUUUAUUGGAACUCCUAACGACUCAUACUACCUUAGAUUUUGAUGCGAUGGUUGAUUUUGUCCGAGAACAGACUCAGCAAGAUUAUCCAUGGUGGGAGUGGAACAAGAAGUUAGUAAUAUUGACGAGACUUAUUUCCACUAAUUCCAAACUACGUAAAUUGGACAGAUAUUUCAUCACAGACGAGGGAUUAAAAGGUCGUCCAUUCAUGAAGCAUUCUAUUUUUGCUCCAGACAAACAAACUGGAUACCAAGGAGACGUCCUUCCUGGAUUGCAUGAAGCAUUGCUAUCUGAGAAUCGGCAAGAAUGUAUAUAUUGGUUGGAGACUCUUCUUACUCAGCUUGACAAGAUUUCAUCAUUGUUGACAAUAUAG